Molecule: messenger RNA, 2630 nt
Organism: Somion occarium
Lineage: Eukaryota; Fungi; Basidiomycota; Agaricomycetes; Polyporales; Cerrenaceae
Source: the annotation of a GenBank genome assembly
GAGGCGGUUGACCACUGGCCACAACUACACUCAAUUUUCUUGCUUAUUGCGAACCUUUUGUCUCCCUAGUCGAACAGUUCAACUUCAGACUGGACCACAGUGCCGUAACGACCCUGUUCACAAAGUAUAAACAUCCGCUUGCAUCAGGCUGGAUUGGGUGCACCUAUCUCACCAUGACCGAAAGUCCACAACCCUGCACACACAGUCCAGUCCCUGAUGCUAAAUCUUUGCAUAAACAUGGUGCAGAAAGUGAUUGGAAUAUCACACCCUCUCCCGUAAAACAAAACAUUCCCAUCUCUACCCGCGAAGAUAUCGAAAACUCUCACAUGGCUCAGAAACCCGAAGACGUAGAUGUGGCCACGUUCAUGAAGGAACAUCUUACCGCUCGCCCUGCAGGUAAAGGUUACGUAGUUCCCCGCAAACCCAAUGUCGAGAAGAUCAUCAACGCGAAGGGCGAGGCGAAAAUAUAUGCACCUGUUUGUGCAUUGCUGAACAAGAUCAGCAAACAAAUCUAUGAUACUUACAUCGAGGCUGGGAUUGCAUUGCAUCAUGCCGACCGUGUCUUAUUUCUCGACCACCAUACUGGCCCACCCGAAGCUCCUGGUUUUCAUAUCAAAGAUAAGCCAGAUAUUGUAGGCGUGUUUGGCACCAAGAAAUCCAUGAAACAUUUUUUCAACAAGAAAACCAAAUCAUACACGGGCGUACCAUAUCACCGAAUCAUCACCACGGGUGAGUGUGAACCGGAAGCUGAGGAAGGCGCUGGUCAGGCUGUAAGCUAUACAUGUCAACAUGCUCGCGCACGUCUGGAUAUGCCUGGUACCUAUGCACUCUUCGCCAACACUAGAGGUUACCGAAUACUCUGGUCCGAUGCUUCCGAAGUUGUGAAGUCACCAUUCGUGGACUGGACUGAGCUGGGUUUACUGGAAGGUUAUAUCCGAUCUCUUCACUCUCCUCCGAAGAAUCACCACCUCUGGGACCCAACCAUUUCAUCUCCUGUGGUUCUGCGGGAUGCUAUGGGCUCAGGAUCGAAGGCGCACUGGACGAUCACUUACACUGGGAAGACGUACAACGACUGCAACCCAUUCUUCUUGCCGCUCAGUUGGGGUCGGCGGACUACGGUGUUCAUGUAUGAAGGCGGCGAUGAUGAUUUUGCUGUUAUCAAGGAUGCCUAUCGAGACGACGCUCAACGAUUCGAGGAGGCCACAUUGAUUAACGACAUUCAUGCCGAAGGGAUAUUCCCUGGCAUGGUCAGACUACUGGACUCGGGGAACGUUAAUGGCAAAGAUGGUUCGGUAAUUGUGACUGCUGUACCAGCAGAUCGGGACAAGAAUGUGGUACACCGAACAAAGAAGAGACUUGUUAUGGGCAGUCGAGGCUCUCAAUUCCACCUGGCAAAGACUGUGAAGGACGUACUGAAAGCGACUUAUGACGUGAUAGAAGUUCAUCGUGCAUUGCUCAAACGCCGCCGGUUUCUUCAUCGAGAUCUUAGCAUGCCUAAUGUCCUGAUGUAUCCUGAGCAUUCGAAGAAGACGACGGAAGGCAAGCAAUUCAUUUCCGACCCGCCGAAGUUCAUCGACGAGAUUCUGGGUGACUCGAACAACAAUGACGAUAAGUGCCGUGCACUCCUGAUCGAUGCUGAUAACAGUGCGUCGUUGAAGUCUGAGCUGAUGGCCGAUCCGGCCUUGGCUAAUGCAUUGCGCGAGGAGCUCACCAUGCGAACUGGCACGCCGCGCUAUAUCGCUCGCGCUGUAGCAUCUGGAACAGUCGUUAACACCAAAUGGUCAAGGAUCUUUGCGCCAAUGCCGAGCCUUGAAGACAGAACGAAAGAGAUCUAUCAACGUGUCUAUGGCCAGGAGGCCUAUGACAGAUACGAAGACACUGCAGACACUUUUCAUAGCGGAAGAGCAUCAUCGCGGAAAGCCAAGGAUGUAGCAUUCGUCCAUCGCCCCGACCAUGAUGUUGAGUCGCUAUUCUGGCUUCUCGUCGCAGUGUUUCUCCUGGCAAAACCAUUGGGUGAACCUGACAAGCCCACCCAACGGUUCUACUCCGCCUGGAAGCACAUCGAACGUCAUAUGGUCGCUGGAGCUGGUUGUGAUGACACUCGAGAGCCUUUUCUCUCUUACAGUGUUGCACAUUGGGAGGCGGCAUUGCAUCCGGGCCUCUCCUCUCUCGCGCCUUUACUGGAGAAUCUUGCCACACAGGUUCAGCCCGAGUAUGCCCUGAUGGAUCCUGCUCCACCGGAGGAUCAUCUCCACGAAGCCUUUCGUAGGCUUAUCCUCGAGCAUAUCGUUGGGAUGGGCGAUGCGGAUAUCGAUCUUGAAGCCGGUAUCACACGUGAGACAGCAUUCCCCACGGAUGGGAAGCGGAAGGCAGACAAAGAUCCAGACCAAGGUAACCGUCAAAACAGCAAACGUUCGAAGAGCCAUUGCCACUCAGUUAUCUCCGUCAUUCGCCGAACCUUUCAUCAUCGUAGUUUACGACGCAGUCACUCUUCCUAGACAAGUUAGGCUGAUUCACUUUAUAUUUAUAAUAAAUGUAGAUUAUUCUUCCCGGUGUAAACUGUGCACGUAAUUGUAGAUUCCCUUGCAGCUUUCGGUUGGAUCGUCCAACAGUGCAUCAUUCAUUAUUUU